Molecule: messenger RNA, 1133 nt
Organism: Gigantopelta aegis
Lineage: Eukaryota; Metazoa; Mollusca; Gastropoda; Neomphalida; Peltospiridae
Product: guanine nucleotide exchange factor subunit RIC1-like
Exons: 3
Coding region: 1-786 (261 amino acids)
Source: RefSeq, a predicted model, not a curated record
AUGACUGCGUCAUUUAAAAAAAAAAACAUUUCCUUCCUUCAUUUAGCGAGUACACCAAGGUGCAAAAUUUACCCCAGCCUACAGGCAAGCGAGUACAUCAAAAUCUACCUCAGCCUACAGCCAAGCGAGUACACCAAGAUCUACCUCAGCCUACAGCCAAGCGAGUACACCAAGAUCUACCUCAGCCUACAACCAAGCGACUACACCAAGAUCUACCUCAGCCUACACCCAAGCGACUACACCAAGAUCUACCUCAGCCUACAGCCAAGCGACUACACCAAGAUCUACCUCAGCCUACACCCAAGCGAGUACAUCAAGAUCUACCUCAGCCUACAGCCAAGCGAGUACACCAAGAUCUACCUCAGCCUACAACCAAGCGAGUACACCAAGAUCUACCUCAGCCUACAACCAAGCGACUACACCAAGAUCUACCUCAGCCUACACCCAAGCGAGUACAUCAAGAUCUACCUCAGCCUACAGCCAAGCGAGUACACCAAGAUCUACCUCAGCCUACAACCAAGCGACUACACCAAGAUCUACCUCAGCCUACAGCCAAGCGAGUACACCAAGAUCUACCUCAGACUACAACCAAGCGACUACAUCCAGAUUUACCUCAGCCUACAGCCAAGCGAGUACAUCAAGAUCUACCUCAGCCUACAACCAAGUGAGUACAUCAAGAUUUACCUCAGCCUACAACCAAGCGAGUACAUCAAGAUCUACCUUUGCCUACAGCCAAGCGAGUACAUCAAGAGUUACCUAACCUUUACAGCCAAACAAGUACAAUGACAAUCUACCUGACUCCACAGCGAAGUACAGCCAAGAACAACUAAAUUAAGUAUAAUUGAACGAGCACAGUCUUGCGAAAAAGAACUUUUUCUAAUCACAAUUUGACAGAAAUAGAACUUACAGAGCAGAUGGACCAACAGACGUGCGUCAAUAUUCGUGUCAACGAAAACGAAAAUUCGGACGACUAGCUUAUCACGGAAUUCUACAAAAUGGAACUUCGCAAGCGACAAGGUCUGUCAUAACGGUAAAAGAAAUUGUGAAUGUCAUGCAAAUCCAUGUUCAUUACAAAUGUUCUGUUUAAAACUUGCAUCUCGUUUGUCAAAUCCAGCUCUCUCUCUCUCUCUCUG